AGUAAAAGCUAUAUAAAGGUUCAUUUGAAGUUCAACGUCUCACAGUUCUUUUCGGACAAAAAUGACAACAGUUACUGUUUUACGUAUUAUUUGCAUAGCACUGUGUUGCAUAUUCUCUGCACACGCAGACUCCUUGGAAGAACGUUUAAAUACGCUAGAACGCAUUGUGGAAAAACAAACGGCUAUGAUUGAUCUCUUUAAAAAUGAAAACAGCGAACUGAAAUUCCGCGUGGAAAAGUUAGAAAUAGAGGUAGUGAGGUUGUCGGGUGUCCAGGAACGUGAUGAUGAGAUGGGAGCUAUGAAUGGCAAUUUUGGAAACAACUACAAAAAUACAAACAAUAGAACAGCCACAACAUUCGAUAAAGUCGGAAUCCAGGAUGGCCUGAAAUCGAGUAUGACUAAUAAAAGCACUAAACUGAAUAGACUAGCGAAACGACAGGCAGAGAGUAUUGCUUUUCAUGUCUACCUGACUGGAAACAGCUGCUUCAACGAUCAGCAGGUGCUCCUCUUCGAUGGUGAAGAAGUUGAUAUUGGAAGCGCGUACAACGAGCAUGACGGGAUAUACGUAGUUCCGGAAACAGGAAUCUACGUUUUCUCCUGGAGUUAUCUCUCUAACUACCACGAAUGGGCUCAAACUGAAAUAGUAGUUAAUGGCGUUUCGAAAGGGUCUACAAUCUCCGAUGAUCCAACAAAUGUCGGCUUUUGGUCGCCAGCAACCGCGCUUGUAGUGGUGAGUGUCAACGCAGGUGAUCACGUGUUCAUCAGGCGAGUAGGUGGGAGAGGAUGUACAGCAAUUGGCAAAAAUGGAUACGCAAGGACCACCUUUUCUGGCUGGAAGCUUUAAGUAGAUACAUGUCAGUCUACUGUAAUAAAAUUUAAAGCCAUGA
Messenger RNA from Mercenaria mercenaria, 887 nucleotides. RefSeq lists its product as uncharacterized. Bases 62 to 844 code for a protein of 260 amino acids. Gene Ontology annotation, molecular function: protein binding. NCBI's taxonomy places the organism in Eukaryota, Metazoa, Mollusca, Bivalvia, Venerida, Veneridae. The record is from RefSeq and is a predicted model, not a curated record. The transcript is spliced from 2 exons.